This is a messenger RNA of Eutrema salsugineum, 1095 nucleotides long. Its product is annotated as putative F-box/kelch-repeat protein At3g22730. NCBI's taxonomy places the organism in Eukaryota, Viridiplantae, Streptophyta, Magnoliopsida, Brassicales, Brassicaceae. The record is from RefSeq and is a predicted model, not a curated record. Gene Ontology annotation, molecular function: protein binding.
AUGAUGAUAUCCAAUCUUCUUCCGGAUUUGUUAGAGGAUAGGGUUCCUGCGACGGAUCUGAAACGGCUGCGACCAACUUGCAAAAGAUGGAACGCUUUGUUCAAGGACCGAGGAUUCACCAAGAAACACCAUCGUAAAGCUCCAAAGCAGUCUCUACUUCUCAUGUUGAAGGAAUUUAGGGUUUUUCCAAUGAGCGUUGAGAUAAAUCUCAGCGAUCCAUCUAUAGAGUUUAAGGGUGCACUUGCCCUAAUGGAUUUUUACCACUCUGAUUCACGACAAGUCGAUAUAGUCCGAGUCUUUCACUGCGACGGUUUGUUGUUAUGUACCACAAAGCACAACAGACUCGUGGUUUGGAAUCCAUGUUCAGGGGAAACAAAAUGGAUCCAUGCCAAAACUCGUUUCGAGAACCACUCGAAGUUUGCUCUAGGAUACCAAGACAACAAAUCUUGUCGUAACUACAAACUCUUGACAUGUCGGGAUCAUUACGACACAAAUAGAGAGUUUGAAAUCUAUGAGUUUAUCUCUGACUCGUGGAGGGUUCUUGAUGGCGUCCCUCGAGACAACUUCAUACAUAUAUGUGGGGGAGUGUCUUUGAAAGGAAAUACUUACUGGGUUGCUUCAGAUAGAAAAGACUACAAGUCUAAAUUCUUACUCUGUUUUGAUUUCACAACAGAGAGAUUUACACGUUUGAGUCUUCCUCCAACUCAGACGAUGACGGGUACGAGUUUAUCUCUUGUUAGAGAAGAGCAACUCUCAUUGUUGCAACAGAGCUAUCUUCAAUUAAAGAUGGAGUUGUGGGUGACUAAUAAUAAAUUUGAUACUGAAGAACCAUUGUUGUGGAGAAGAUGCUUUACAGUGGAUUUUCAACAUUUUCCGCUUUUCAUGACUUUUUUACUCGAUGAGGAGAAGAAAGUGGCCGCGUGUUGCAGACAAAGUUGUUGGUACAGAAGGAACAUGGUAUACAUUAUUGGAGAAGACGAUGAAUGUUACACAGAAAUCCCUUUAGGUAGAUCUACAAACAAAGCAUGGAUGCCAUUUAUUUUCGAUUAUGUUCCAAGUUUGGUUCAAAUCCAGCAAUGUAAAAGAAAAGAAUGA